Molecule: messenger RNA, 384 nt
Organism: Knipowitschia caucasica
Lineage: Eukaryota; Metazoa; Chordata; Actinopteri; Gobiiformes; Gobiidae
Source: the annotation of a GenBank genome assembly
AUGGUUUGCGAGAAAUGUGAGAAGAAGCUGGGAAAAGUCAUUACUCCGGAUACGUGGAAGGAUGGAGCCCGGAACACAACAGAGGGCGGUGGUCGCAAACUGAAUGAAAAUAAACUCCUGACUUCAAAGAAAGCCAGAUUCGACCCCUAUAGCAAGGGGGGCUUUACCAACUGUAGGAUCUGCAAGAGCUCCGUUCAUCAGUCUGGGUCCCACUACUGCCAGGGGUGCGCCUACAAGAAAGGAAUUUGUGCAAUGUGCGGCAAGAAGGUUCUGGACACAAAGAACUACAAGCAGACCCUCCUACAGCUGCAGCUCUGUCAACGAUCCACAUCUACAGAGGAAGAUCUCGACUCAUAUAGCGUUCAUGAAAAGGAAUCACUAUGA